Penicillium soppii is the source of this 915-nucleotide messenger RNA. RefSeq lists its product as uncharacterized. The transcript has 2 exons. NCBI's taxonomy places the organism in Eukaryota, Fungi, Ascomycota, Eurotiomycetes, Eurotiales, Aspergillaceae. The record is from RefSeq and is a predicted model, not a curated record. Gene Ontology annotation, cellular component: high-affinity iron permease complex; plasma membrane. Bases 1 to 915 code for a protein of 304 amino acids. Gene Ontology annotation, biological process: iron ion transmembrane transport. Gene Ontology annotation, molecular function: ferrous iron transmembrane transporter activity.
AUGAUUGGUGCUUUUUACGGCCUCGGGACAGAUACUUUCUCUAGUACCGAAGAUAUAUGGGAGGGCGUUUUGGGCAUCAUCGCUUCCGUUAUCAUCACUGUUAUGGGAGCUGCUCUUCUGCGCGUAUCAAAGCUCCAAGACAAAUGGCGUGUUAAGCUCGCAAAGGCACUCGCACACGAAAAUAAUCCGAACGAGACGAAGAAGGGUCGAGUGAAGAGAUGGUUAGAGAAAUACGUUAUGUUUAUCCUACCAUUUAUCACGGUUCUUCGUGAGGGACUAGAGGCCGUUGUCUAUGUUGGUGGCGUCGGGUUAGGACUUCCCGCCACGUCCUUCCCCCUAGCUGUCUUUUGUGGCCUUUUGGCAGGUGUCGCAGUGGGCUAUAUCAUCUACCGAGGUGGGAGACAGACUUCAAUGCAGAUAUUCUUGAUUAUCUCUACUUGCUUCCUCUACCUCGUUGCCGGCGGUCUUUUCUCGCGUGGUGUCUGGUACCUCGAGAACAACGCCUGGAACAACAUCAUCGGAGGCGAUGCUUCGGAGACUGGCUCUGGCGCCGGGUCCUACGACAUCAGAAAAAGUGUCUGGCACGUGAAUUGCUGUAACCCGGAGAUUGGAGGAGGUGGUGGUUGGGGAAUUUUUAACGCGCUCCUUGGUUGGACUAAUUCGGCCGACUACGGUUCGGUGAUCUCAUACAACCUGUACUGGGUCUGUGUCAUAAUUGGGUAUGGGCUAAUGCUCUACCGCGAGAGACGCGGUGCUCUCCCUGUCAUCGAUCCAGCUAUGAACAGCGUCGCAAGGGCCAAGGCUAAGACUCGAGCCUUUAUUCUGCGACGUCCCUAUGAAGAUCCCACAGCACCAGUUGAGCCAACAGUUCAUGUUUCCGACAAACGUGCGACGACUGGUGUUUUGGAUCUCUAG